GGUAAACACUUGUCAUCCGCUGGAGAUCUCGGCCAGAUUAGUCUAUGUCUUGCAGCCUUUUGAGAAGCCGAACCACUACAACAAGCCACCUCUACACGAGCUCUAGGGGUGCGUCAUCAAAGGCGCCGGCGAGCAAGGUCUUUGCGAACGCCAAAUCUGCAGAAUUUCUCGCUGCUGCCGCUACUCAGCAGUCAAUACCUAAUUUGCAUGGUCUUCCAGAGGUUAUAGUGACUGGCCGAGCUAAUGUUGGGAAGUCGACGCUGCUGAACGCCGUCCUUGGUCGACGCAAUCUGUUGCACACCAGCAAGACCGCUGGCCGGACCCAGACAUUAAACUUCUACCGGGUAGGACCGCCACCGGGCCAUCUAGUCCUCGUCGACGCCCCGGGUUACGGUGCGCGCGGUCGUCGCGAGUGGGGUGAACUCUUCAACUACUACGUCCAGAAUCGCAAAGAGCUUCGCCGUGUAUUCAUUCUCUUCAAUGCCAAGCAUGGCGUGAACGAAGUGGACAGGAUGAUGCUCAGCUUGCUUGACGAACAAUGUCAGGCGUCGGGUGGAGUCAACUGGACUCUCCAAGCCAUUAUCACCAAGACGGACGGGUUACGGACGGGGGAGCUCGUCAAGGCAAUAAAGAACAUGCAAAAAGAUAUAUAUGAGACGGCGCCGACGUGUCUACCCCCCAUCCUCACCUCCGCACACGAGCACCCUCAUCUCGGAAUCGAAGACGUGAGGCAGAGUAUCACAGAAGCUUGCGGCUUGAGCAAGACGGAGACGAAGCUCUAUCGUCCUCCUUAGCGUGGUAUCUGCUGGAUUCUGGGUCCUGUGACUGUAGGCAACUCAUCUCAGCUCAUGUGAUAUGAUUUACUAGUGCGAA
Messenger RNA from Dichomitus squalens LYAD-421 SS1, 873 nucleotides. Its product is annotated as P-loop containing nucleoside triphosphate hydrolase protein. The record is from RefSeq and is a predicted model, not a curated record. Gene Ontology annotation, cellular component: mitochondrion. The coding region runs from base 45 to 794 and encodes 249 amino acids. Gene Ontology annotation, molecular function: GTP binding. NCBI's taxonomy places the organism in Eukaryota, Fungi, Basidiomycota, Agaricomycetes, Polyporales, Polyporaceae. The transcript has 5 exons.